This is a messenger RNA of Fusarium verticillioides 7600, 984 nucleotides long. RefSeq lists its product as hypothetical. NCBI's taxonomy places the organism in Eukaryota, Fungi, Ascomycota, Sordariomycetes, Hypocreales, Nectriaceae. The coding region runs from base 1 to 984 and encodes 327 amino acids. The record is from RefSeq and is a predicted model, not a curated record. The transcript is spliced from 4 exons. Gene Ontology annotation, molecular function: arylformamidase activity.
AUGGGUUCAUUUACGCCAGAGAAUGAGGUCACCUGGCCCACAUUCGACGAGCUGCCGUUGGAUCCCAAGGGCCCUCGGGGGAAUGCUUGGGGUCUUUUUGGCAAAAAUGACCAACUGGGACGCCUGAACCUCUUAACGCCCGAGACGGUGAAGGAGGCCUGUCAGGAGAUCCAAGAAGGUGUUCGGGUCUCUUUAGAUUGGUCUCUAAAUCUCCCCACCAACCCAAGUUUCGCGCGUAAGCCAAUGAAGCGUGGCAUGAAUAGCAUAGUCCAUCGGUCUGUCAAUGAUGAAACUGUCACCUUCGACACCCAAGGAAGUACGCAAUGGGAUGGUUUCAGGCAUUUCGGAUACAUCGAUGAAUGCCGGUACUACAAUGGGCAUGUCCAAGAGGAGCUGGAAACAACCAACAUUCUGGGCAUUCAAGCGUGGGUUGAAAAGGGGGGAAUUGUUGGUCGCGGCGUAUUGCUUGAUUAUGCGGCGUGGGCCGACCGCCAAGGUAGAGCCUAUGACCCAAUGACCUCCAUCGGUAUUCCCGUUGAAGAUAUUAUAGCAGUUGCCAGAGAAUCAGAUAUUAGCUUCCGGCCGGGAGAUAUUUUAUUCGUCCGUACCGGCUAUACCAGAGCAUAUGAGGAACUUUCCCCAGUCGAGGAGAAGAAGAUAGCUCAACGAGAGAUCCCCCAGUAUAUUGGCCUCGAGGCUUCGAAAGAAGUUCUUCGUUGGCUAUGGGACAACAAAUUCGCGGCUGUAGCGGGGGACCAGCCUGCUUUUGAGCAGUGCCCUCUUGGGGCCAAGAGUGAUGGCCUUUACAUGCUCCAUCAAUGGUGCAUCGGGGGAUGGGGCAUGCCGCUCGGAGAAAUGUUUUAUCUUGAAGAACUCGCGCAAGUUUGCCAACGCCUGAAUCGCUACACAUUCUUCGUGUCUAGCAUUCCAUUAAAGAUACCUGGUGGGAUUGCAAGUCCACCUAACGCCGUGGCGAUCUUCUAA